Molecule: messenger RNA, 795 nt
Organism: Symbiodinium pilosum
Lineage: Eukaryota; Dinophyceae; Suessiales; Symbiodiniaceae
Source: the annotation of a GenBank genome assembly
AUGUCGAUCGAAGAGCGGUCGCGGCGAUUCACGCCGGAGGUUUCCGCGGCUUUUUGCAUGGCAAGGGUGUGGAGCGGUGGCCAGGGUGGCCAGUGCCCACUGAUGCCUGCAACGCAGGGCCUCUGCCUGUACCAUGCAGAGAAAGAUGAGGAGACAGGAUUGAGCCAUGGGAGAGUCGACGGCACCCAGAAAAGCAGUUGGAUCAUAUUCAAAGCUGCCAUGAAUAACAUACCUGCUGACCAAAGCCUUCGCUCCAGUUCUGGCAAAGGCACAAUCCCGGAGGCAAAGCUGCUGGAGUACGAGGCAGCAGCUGCCAAGCAAAACAAUGAUGAUCCUGCGCCAAGCCGAGCACGGGAGCGGAGCCGCAGCGGGGUCCGGGCAGAGAGCCAGGACGCAGACAAAGCGAGUACGAGUACUCCUUCGCGAUCCAAGCCCAAAGCAAAAGCCAAAGCAAAAGAGAAGGCAAGAGUAGCGGAGAAAAAACCAGAUGGGCGAGCACAGAGGACUGCUCGAACAGACCGUCCACGCUGCACUGCGCGAAUAUGGGCGGCCGGGCAAGGCGGACAGUGCCAGCUGUCCUGUGAUGAUGGGGGCAUCCUUUGUGGUCGCCACAGCACAGAGGCAAAAGUCCAUGGUCAGCCCAGCCAUGGUUUCAUCCAUGGUGAAAUUCCUGAAGCGAAGUUGAAGGACUUCAAGAAAGAGGCAGACAAACAAGGCUGGCCCAUACCCUGCCCGCAAGCUCCUCCGCCUGGACCUUCGCGCCAAACUUUUAAGCGGCCAGCAGCGCGCAAGUGA